UGGCCGUCCCAGAACGCUCCGCGCGCGCGUGGCCGUUGCUGAUGAAUGGGCGCCUCGGCUCGUGCUGGUGGGAGGAAGAAGAGUGUCAGAAUUGGUAAGGCUUCUCAUUAAGUUUCUUUGUGGUAAUUACAGAAUGCCUGAAGAUUUUACAGACAAUGGGCUGUAUGUACCCUGAUGAGAUUUUGUGCAUGGAGACAUGUUGCUUGCUAUGGCAUCUGAGACUGAAAAAGCCAAUGCUCUUCUCCAAUCGUUCAGCACAGCGUCUGUUAUUUCAAGUCUAGGACUGGGGAUUUUCUGCUAUUUAGCAGAUAGACUUCUGCAAUUUUCUUUCAUUCAGCAAACUUACUGGCUGCGGGCAUUGUCCGAUAAUAUGGUGCAUGGUAUUAUAGGACUGUGGUCAUGGGCAAUAGUGAUUGGACUCAAGAAAAAAAGUGACUUUACAGAAGUAAUUUUAGCUGGUUUCCUCUCCUCCGUGAUUGAUAUGGAUCACUUUAUUCUAGCUGGCUCCCUUUCGCUAAAGGCUGCCCUGACUCUUCCACAAAGACCGUUUCUUCACUGUUCUACUGUGAUCCCAGUUGUGUGCCUGAUGUUAAAGUUUGUUAUGCAUCUUCUCAAGCUGAAGGAUUCCUGGUGCUUUCUUCCCUGGAUGAUGUUUAUCUCCUGGACUUCGCAUCAUGUUCGAGAUGGAAUACGCCACGGCCUGUGGAUCUGCCCCUUUGGAAAGACGGUUCCCUUGCCUUACUGGCUUUAUGUGGCGGUCACCACAACUUUACCUCAUCUCUGUUCUUUUCUUUUGUAUUUAACCGGAACAAGAGAACUGAUGUCGAUAAAACAUGGGAUUCGUAUUGAUGUGUAAAGAUAUUGAAGAAGCUUCUGUUCUUGAAAAUAUUUUUUUUUCCUGAUUAUUGAAUUAGGUCAAAAUUGAUGUUACAUAGCCUAAUGAAACAACGUUGAUUUCCUGCGAUCACCACUGCACAAGGUACUGUGGGACUGGUAGGGGACAAUUUAUUUAUUGGUAGCUCCUUUUUUUUAGAUUUUAGUAUUAUCUGUUUUUGUUAAGUGUCUGUAAAUAGAUGCUGGUCCCAAUCAUUGUUUUUCUUGCCUGAAUCUAGUGGCUAAAACCCCUUUUAAUAAAUGGAUUCUAGUUUCAGAAAGCAAACAAAAUAUAUUUCCUCCGAUUCGGCAUCUGUUUAACAUCAGGACCAAAGGGCUUAAUGUAUAGGAGCUGUUACUGUAGAUUUCUAGGCAGCUGACGCUCUCUGCUUCUGCUUCCCUUGAAAGAUGGAGAAAAAAAUGGAUAAAAUGCUAUCUGUCUCAGCAUUACUUAGAUGUUCUCCUAUAUCUUCUGCUUUAGGUAUUUACCAUAGAUAUUGUCAGCUGUAUCUGCACCAUUUUGAAUAUAUGAACAACAUCACCGAUAAAAAGUUUAAAAUUCAACACUGAUGUUAUUUAGGAAAAUAUAAUAGUAGUGACACUGCACUUUAUUAAGAGAUGGCAAGUAAUAGGGGCCUUUGGAGUUAAUGCCAGCUCCCUAAAAAUCUAUAUUUUGGUAGGGUUGUGCAAAGUAUUCAGAAGAAAUUCUUUCCCAACAGGUAGGUAUACAAAAGAAGGGAUUUUUAAACAAAAAAAAUCAUGAAAGCAGCCAAAUGUUUUGCAAGGCUUGUACAUCAAAAGCUAAGGUAUCUCUGUGUGUCUAUGUAUGUGUAUGCACAGACAAUACUACCGUGUUUCCCUGAAAAUACGACCCCUGAAAAUAAGUCAGUCCUAGCUUGAUUUUUACACCUGUCCAAUAUAAGCCCUGCUCCCCCCAAAAUAAGCCCUGAUUAAGACCCCACCCACUCCAGGGUGCACGGGUAAAAAUUAAGCGAGGGUGGGGAUGGGGGGAUGGAGCUGCCCUACUACUUACCUUUUGACAGUUGCAGCCAGGCCUCGCACAUUCCGACACCUGCCUUGCUGGCCUAUUUCUUCUGCAGCCAGCAAGGCUUUCCUGAAGGCCUCUGCAGCCGAUAACAGAGCUCCGGAUCAAUUUGGAGCUCUGUUAUUGGCUGCACAAGCUUUCAGGAAAGCCUUGCCGGCCACAGAAGAAGUUCCUGAAGGCCUGUGACAGCGAAAAGGACACUGGGGGCGAUGCACGCAAGUGAGGUGAAUCACAUGUGGACGACAUCCCCCCCCCCC
Pantherophis guttatus is the source of this 2175-nucleotide messenger RNA. It is a transcript of the gene TMEM267, whose product is annotated as transmembrane protein 267. The record is from RefSeq and is a predicted model, not a curated record. Lineage: Eukaryota; Metazoa; Chordata; Lepidosauria; Squamata; Colubridae.